AUGCAAGAAUUAAACCAUGUUGGUCCUUCCUUAUGCGUGAAAUUUCACAAAGAAUUUGUAUAUGCAGCGUAUGGUCCUUAUCUUCAACAGUACAAUUAUAAAACUAGUGAAUUGUUGAACCAAUGUUUGAUUUUCAAGGAAAAUAAAGUCCAUGGCUUUGAUAUCUCUGCGGAUGGAAAAAACGUUAUUGCAUAUGGUGCUAGAUCUGUCUCUAUUUUAAGUUUAGAGAGCAUCAACACAUCUAAAUCAUUAGUGGAUAGAGAGCAAUUGGUGGAAGAGUGGGUGAUAACCGGUACGUUUAGUAAAUUAGGCGAUAAAGUUUUCUUAUUAACUUGCUACAAUAGGGUCAUCAUUUGUGAUUUGAAAUGCAAUGUCAUUGGAAUUAAAUCUGUGCCAGAAGAAAAAUCGAUAUUAUAUUCUGGUUCUAUCGAGGUACUGUCAGAAGAUCGUGUUUAUGUUAAUGCAGGUACUGUUAUAGGUGGUGUAAUUGUUUGGGAUCUAUUUUGUGAAUCUAUAUUGCAUACUUUACAAGGUCACGAAGGGUCUAUCUUUUAUGUGACAUCAAGCGAUGAUGGAAAAUACAUUGCAAGUUGUUCUGACGAUCGUUCAAUUAUACUGUGGGAUAUGGAAACUGGUGAGCAACUAUCCACUGGUUGGGGUCAUACGGCAAGAAUUUGGAAUUUAAAGUUUUAUGAUAAUAAUACUCAAUUAAUCAGUGUAUCAGAAGACUGUACGUGUCGUACAUGGGCAAUUGAGACAUUGAACUCAGAUGAAAUUAAUUUAGUACAGAAGAACAUAUACGAAGUACAUCAAAUUAAAAACGUAUGGGGUCUUGAUGUAUGCAAUUCAGAAAUGAUUGCAGUCACUGCAGGUAAUGAUGGUAGAAUCAAAUUGGUAGAUCUGUUACAGGCUACAAGAUAUGGUAAUGAAAAUGAGUUAUUCUCUCUUGGCGAUAUAUCUUCUUCUGCUAACGUUGAAUUUUCAAAAGAUGAGUUAAUUAAAGGUUUUGAAUGGUUUUCAUUUGGCGCAGUGGUCCAUACAUCAUCAGGUCAACUGGUAACUUACAAUAGACAGUCUUUUUCAUGGUCACCAAUUGCAUUAUCUGAAAACAUGGAAUCAUAUUCCAUUAGUGGAGGUAUCCAAAGUAAAAAUACUGUUGUUUUCUCUAAUAAUAAAAAUGAUAUUAUUCUGAUAAGAUUCAAUUCAAAAGGUCAGCUAAUUAAACUGGCAAAACAUACAUUAGAAUAUUUAGCCAAGGUCACUAAUACAAUGAUAAAAGACAUUGAUGAUGAUACCUUUUUAAUUACUUUGGAAUCACCAAACCCUAAGGAUCCAUUUGUGUGCCUGAUAAUUCAAAAUGAUACUUAUGAUGUUAAUGCUGAGCAUAGAUUCAGCAAGCCAAGUAACUUUGUCUCUGCUUCUUUAGAAUUAUAUGGAAAUUAUCUAUUGGUAGGUGCUAGAUAUAGCUCAUUGGGUAUUUUUGACCUUGACGACAAUCAUAGAACGCCGGUAGUUAUAAGGAAGAUAUCUGCUGGGGACACUACUACAUCAGUUAAAUUUAUUGAGAAACAAUUAAAUAUUCCAAUUUUUUCAAUCACUAAUAGAGAUGGAUUUUACGAUUUUAUCUCUAUUAAUUUUGAUAUAAUAACUAAUGAUAAUAAAAACUUUUAUGAUAUAAUUCAUCAAAAUAAAGUUGCAAAAGGAUUCUUAGAGGGUGCAUAUUUUAACGACAAAAACGAAUAUAUCGUUUAUGGUUUCAAAUCUACUUUAUUUUAUAUCUUCAAUGAAACUAACUCAUAUGAGUUAGCCAGUCAAGUAUGUGGUGGUUCACACCGUCAAUGGAAGUUAUGUGAUGAUGGUUUAAACAAAAUUUUGUUGUAUAACAAAGGUUCGAAUAUUUAUUUUCGCAGAAUCUCUCAAAACUUCACUCCUGAAGUCUUACGCAAUGGUUUACAUGGUAGAGAAAUUAGGGAUAUUUCAAUUUUAAAGGAAAAGACUUAUAAAAACGGUUAUUUAUUUUGCACAGCUUCUGAAGAUACAACUGUUAGACUGUCACAUUUUAAUAACUUGAAUGGUACGAUCACUAAUUACUGGUUAGAGAGACAACAUGUUUCAGGCCUACAACGUUGUAAAUUUAUUAAUGACGAAUUUAUGGUUACAUGUUCAGCCAGAGAGGAAUUAUUCUUGUGGCAUAUCAAUAACGAAAGUUUGGAUCGUGCCUAUAUCGCAGUAAGACAAUCGUUACCAACAUCGACAGAGAAUCCAGACUUACGAAUUAUGGACUUCGACGUAAAAUUCUUAGAGAGUAAAAAAGAUUUCAUAUUAACGUCAGUAUAUUCUGAUUCUGUUAUAAAAGUAUGGUAUUAUAAUUUUGCUUCUAAUUCAUUUAUAUUAUUAAUGGAAGGAAAAUAUCAAACAUGUUGUAUAUUUAAUGUUUCUUUAGAAAUAUUAAAUAACAAACUAUUAUUGAUCAUUACUCCAACAGAUGGGCAUGUUAUUGUUUAUAAUAUCACAAAUUGUAUACCAUUCGAAGUUGUUCCUGGAAAUGAUUAUCUUCGUGAUAACAAAUUAGAGAUUGUUUUAUCACUGUUACCAAAUCAUGAUGUUAAGUUUCCAGUUCAUCAAUCUAGUAUUAAAACAAUCUGUACGUUUGUCGAUAAAACAGACAAUAGUGUAACAUUAUAUACGGGUGGUGAUGAUAAUGGUUUGGCAAUUGUUAAACUGAAUGUCGAAAACUCUACUGACAAAAUUGUUGGGAAGGUGGUCUGUUUUGAGAAGAAAGCUGCUGCUUCUACCAUCACAUCAGUCAAUUUAUUUAACAACAACACGAAACUACUAACAGCGUCUGUUGAUCAAAUAGUUAGAAUAUGGGAUGUUUGUGGUGAUAAAUUAGUUCAAGAGCAAAGAAAAUAUACCACUACAGCAGACACAGGUGUCGCAGAUAUUGUUCGUCUGGAUAAUGGUAGUGAUAUUGCAUUGAUUGGUGGCGUUGGUCUUUCUAUUUGGAAACUAUGA
This is a messenger RNA of Tetrapisispora phaffii CBS 4417, 3015 nucleotides long. It is a transcript of the gene RTT10, whose product is annotated as tRNA (34-2'-O)-methyltransferase regulator RTT10. The transcript has a single exon. Gene Ontology annotation, biological process: tRNA methylation. Gene Ontology annotation, molecular function: protein binding. The record is from RefSeq and is a predicted model, not a curated record. NCBI's taxonomy places the organism in Eukaryota, Fungi, Ascomycota, Saccharomycetes, Saccharomycetales, Saccharomycetaceae. The coding region runs from base 1 to 3015 and encodes 1004 amino acids. Gene Ontology annotation, cellular component: cytoplasm.